Molecule: messenger RNA, 2421 nt
Organism: Drosophila gunungcola (fruit fly)
Lineage: Eukaryota; Metazoa; Arthropoda; Insecta; Diptera; Drosophilidae
Gene: shd
Product: ecdysone 20-monooxygenase
Molecular function (GO): monooxygenase activity; heme binding; oxidoreductase activity, acting on paired donors, with incorporation or reduction of molecular oxygen
Source: RefSeq, a predicted model, not a curated record
CAGAGAACUAAGAACCAAGAGCAUUGUGUUAUCGACUGUUGGCAAUAAUAAUGCAAAAUCGAUGAUCAACCCGUGUCUGGGGUGGCAAAAAAGCUAUAUAAAGGCAAAUACAAAUUAGUCGACCGGUUGGCAUCGAGUCGAAACGAAAGGCCACAACUCAAUUAUAGGCCUAAAGCCGCUUAGGAGAAUUAGCAUAAGUGCUUCUGAAGUGGAUUAAGUCAGUAAGACACAGAAUUCCAAUUGCAGCGCCUCAUGGUAAUGGCCGUGAUUUUGUUGCUGGCCCUGGCACUUGUUCUCGGCUGCUACUGCGCUCUCCACCGGCAAAAGUUGGCCGAGAUCUAUCUGCGGCCGCUCCUGAAGAACACGCCGCUGGAGGACUGCUACCAUGCCGCCCCGAUCGAGCCGGAGGCGCCCAGGAGGCGGAGGCGUGGCAUCUGGGACAUCCCAGGGCCGCAGAGGGUCCCCUUCCUGGGCACCAAGUGGAUAUUCCUGCUCUUCUUCCGCCGCUACAAGAUGACCAAGCUGCACGAGGUAUAUGCGGAUCUCAACAGGCAAUAUGGUGACAUAGUGCUGGAGGUCAUGCCCUCCAAUGUCCCCAUUGUCCACCUGUACAACCGCGAGGAUCUGGAGAAGGUGCUGAAGUACCCCAGCAAGUACCCAUUCCGACCGCCCACCGAGAUCAUCGUGAUGUACCGCCAGUCCCGACCGGAUCGCUACGCCAGUGUGGGGAUUGUGAACGAGCAGGGUCCGAUGUGGCAGCGCCUGCGAUCCUCCCUGACCUCCAGCAUCACUUCUCCCAGGGUGCUGCAGAACUUCCUGCCCGCCCUGAAUGCGGUUUGUGAUGACUUCAUCGAACUUCUGCGAUCUAGACGGGAUCCCGGAACCCUAGUGGUCCCGAAUUUCGAGGAGCUGGCCAACCUGAUGGGCCUGGAGGCCGUGUGCACCUUGAUGCUGGGCAGGAGAAUGGGUUUCCUGGCUGUCGACACCCAACAGCCACAGAAAAUCAGCCAGCUGGCGGCCGCUGUCAAACAGCUCUUCAUCUCCCAAAGGGACUCGUACUACGGCCUGGGUCUGUGGAAAUACUUCCCCACCAAAACCUACAGGGACUUCGCCCGGGCCGAGGACUUGAUCUAUGAUGUGAUCUCCGAGAUCAUCGAUCACGAGCUGGAGGAGCUCAAGAAGUCGGCUGAAUGCGAGGACGACGAGGCUGCUGGGCUGCGAAGUAUUUUUCUUAAUAUUCUGGAGCUCAAGGAUCUGGAUAUUAGAGACAAGAAGUCGGCCAUUAUCGACUUUAUAGCUGCGGGCAUCGAAACGUUAGCCAACACCUUGCUGUUCGUACUGAGUUCCGUUACUGGGGAUGCUGGGGCCAUGCCGCGCAUCCUGAGUGAGUUCUGCGAGUAUCGGGACACCAAUAUCCUGCAGGAUGCUCUAACGAAUGCCACAUACACGAAGGCCUGCAUACAGGAGUCCUACAGACUGAGGCCCACGGCCUUUUGUCUGGCCAGGAUACUCGAGGAGGACAUGGAGCUUUCGGGUUACUCGCUGAACGCAGGGACCGUAGUGCUCUGUCAGAACAUGAUCGCGUGUCACAAGGACAGCAACUUCCAGAAGGCCAAGCAAUUUACUCCGGAACGUUGGAUCGAUCCCGCCACGGAGAAUUUCACGGUGAAUGUGGACAGUGCCAGUAUUGUGGUGCCCUUUGGAGUGGGUAGAAGAUCGUGUCCGGGAAAGCGGUUUGUUGAAAUGGAGGUGGUGCUGCUGCUAGCCAAGAUGGUCCUGGCCUUCGAUGUGAGUUUCGUUAAGCCCCUGGAAACGGAGUUCGAGUUCCUGCUGGCUCCGAAAACUCCGCUUAGUCUGAAACUCAGCGAUCGGGUCUUCUAAUCGUCUGUGAAUUGAAAAACGAGCCCCAUACACUGCCUACUCUCAGGCGAUUUGUAUCAAAUACAACUAAAAUAGCUAAGAACUGAACCAUUAAGUGAAAUUAAUGUAAAACUAAUGCUAGGACUCUACACAUAUCUAUAUAUAUCCCUGAUCAGCCAGCAUCAGCAGCCUAGUCCUGUGAAGAAAUAAAAAGUAAAGCAAAACCAAGCAAUAUAAUAUUACAAACAUAUGCUGACUGGAUGUAGUAUAGAUCUAAAUGUACAUACGAAUUUCAUGUUUUGUUGUAAUUACUUAUUUAACGCUCUUUCAUCUAGUUAUAGUUAGUUUUAUCGCUUAAGUAGCAGCAAUUGUUUUUUAAUGUUCUGUAAACGGAAAGACUGUGUUUAAGUUUGGUUUUCCACUAUUUUACCCAUUUUUACAUAUUUUCUGUAAAUAGUUUCGCUUAUUUACCACCUAAAACGUGUACAGUUUAGUUUUAUUCGUAUUUAUUCAAGUGUUUCUACUGCCUACUUUUUUAUUUUUCUCUAUAUCUGUGAAUAU